AUGAAGAGUUUCGGGACCACUACCUCUACCAAGUUUUACUUGCUUCACGUCGACAUUCUCUGCUUCUACUUUCAGAAUUACUGCAGACACCAACGACUCAACUAUCUGGAAUUAAUCUGUCGGACUGAAAAUUAUUGUGAGGAUGUGCAUCGCUGGCUGAAAUUCGGGAAGAAGUCGUCAUUUUUUGGAAGACAGACUCCAGAAUGGGAAAACGGGAAAGUGAGCCCCAAUGUGGUCUUCGAGGACUUCGUUUCCGUAUUUUUAUUAGACGAAGAUUGGCCUUUAUCUUUGGAUGAUGGUUUGAUGGUAUUCGUUUUGGAGUUUGCUUUAGUUGGAGGCGCUUUCAUGACAGGAUGA
Messenger RNA from Necator americanus (New World hookworm), 357 nucleotides. RefSeq lists its product as uncharacterized. The transcript has 5 exons. The record is from RefSeq and is a predicted model, not a curated record. NCBI's taxonomy places the organism in Eukaryota, Metazoa, Nematoda, Chromadorea, Rhabditida, Ancylostomatidae. Bases 1 to 357 code for a protein of 118 amino acids.